Messenger RNA from Fusarium mangiferae, 1245 nucleotides. RefSeq lists its product as uncharacterized. The transcript has a single exon. Gene Ontology annotation, biological process: regulation of DNA-templated transcription. NCBI's taxonomy places the organism in Eukaryota, Fungi, Ascomycota, Sordariomycetes, Hypocreales, Nectriaceae. Gene Ontology annotation, molecular function: DNA-binding transcription factor activity, RNA polymerase II-specific; zinc ion binding. The record is from RefSeq and is a predicted model, not a curated record. The coding region runs from base 1 to 1245 and encodes 414 amino acids.
AUGGUUCCACCAAAGCUCCGAGGCUGUUGUGAUAGCUGCACCAAAAGCAAGCUCAAGUGCAGUGGCGAGAUGCCUUGUUGCCAGCGAUGUCGGAUACGAGGCCUGGACUGCGUAUACAGCAAAGCUCGACGAGCUGGGCGUCCUCGCCUCACGCCCAAGCCAAGACAAGCAUCAAUCACAUCCUGUAUUAAUCGGGAACCGCAAACCAAUUUCAUCAGUUAUAUCGACCAACCUGUCAAUGACCAGCCAUGUCCGGGACCCGAGUUGCCGGUCUGCCCGAACCCAGAUAUUCUUCUUUAUUCGCCAGACACUCAGCACAUCGCAUAUUUGAUGCAGGAUCCUUGGACUUCAACACCGUGUCCCAGCUCGGACGUCACACAGCCCUCGAGCGUCUGCGACUUUGAUGAGUUGAUGCUACAGGAUAUGAUGUUUAAUAUCAACGAGAGCUUUGACUCGGUGUCUCCUACAGGUUUGAAGGAAGAACGGGGUCAAGACAACGCUCUAUGCAGCGAUGGCUUAGAGGAUACAUAUCCAACAUAUAGCUUUACGAACGAGGGUCCCCCCAGCCAUACCCCCUCAAGCCUAUCUGAAUUGUACAAACAUACAAUCCGGGACAUAGAAGAUUCCAAUGGCCAUCUUUCAGAGGUCGACAUGGAAAUCAAUGCCAUUAUGGCCACUAUCACAAAUAUCGCCAAACGUCCAAUCGCAUCAUAUCACCUCGUCGACCACCCAUGUGCAAGCUCUUGGCCGCAGCUACUUAGCAAUGCCCAACUGCUUAUGUAUAUCGCUGGGUCGGUAAACUCAUCCUCUCCACGUCUGGAUGCCGUACUACAAAUCUCUUGGGCUGCCGAGCAGGUGCAAGAGCGAAUUUUAGGGUGUCCGGCCUGUAAGCCUCGAAUCAUGGAGGUAUCUAGGAUGCUGGCUUUACUGUAUGACUGGAUAUCGUCUCAGGUUGCAGACGCUCUUGAGAGUCCUGCCGCUCUCCAGAGUUGCCGUCUCAGGAUUGGUAACUCAGUUUUGACAGGGCAAAACGGGCUUAUUGGGGCAUAUGAACUCGUCAAAUAUAGGAUCACGAGAGCAAUUCAUGUGAUACAGAACAUCAACACAAAUGCCACAGUAGAGGAUGGGGAUCCGGGUCAACUAUAUAAAAUAGCCCAACUUAUGCUUGAAGUAGCUGAGAGUCGGUUGGAAGCGAUUUCGGGGAUGAUAGACCUCUUAGAAAGCGAGCAGUUUUGCAGUAUAUAG